GAUUAACUCCUCUAAUGAUAAAAUCAUUUUGCCAUGUUAGAAGACACUCUUUCAGAAGAAGACAUUUGGGAAUACAAAUCUAAAAGAAAACCAAAAGUAGUUGACCCAAAUAAUUGCUCUGAAAAUAUUCCAAAACCUGUUGGAAAAGCAAAAGAGGGAAAAUACCAGUCAAAACGAAAGAGAAGCAGAAAAAGAACCAUAGAAGCUAAAGAGGAGGUAAAGGACCAUGAGGUGUCCCCUAGAGCAGCACUUUGUCAGGCUUCUGUAGCUUCCAGUCAGAGUUCAAGUUGUGGAGAUGGUAGUCAACAGUCUCAAGACAAGGAGACCACUCCAGGAAGGUUGUGUAGAACUCACAAAAACAAACACGUGUCUCCAAAGAUACGUCCAGUUUAUGAUGGAUACUGCCCAAACUGCCAGAUGCCUUUUUCCUCAUUGCUAGGUCAAACACCUCGAUGGCAUGUCUUUGAAUGUUUGGAUUCUCCACCAGUCUCUGAAGCAGAGUGUCCUGAUGGUCUUCUGUGUACCUCAACAAUUCCUUCUCAUUACAAGAGAUAUACUCACUUUCUCCUGGCUCAAAGCAGGGCUAGUAAUAGCCCUUUUAGCAGCCCAUCACGUGUGUCAGGUGGUAGUUUCAGAGAGAAUAAUUCAGGCUUUCUUUGUAGCCUUGAGGAAAGAUGGUCUCUGUAUGAGAAACAAACUGAGAAUUUAAAAGUUAUUUCAAACAAUCCAUUGUUGAAGACGCAGUGUUUAAGAAAAUCUCGAUCUCAAUCUCCAGCUGAAACCAACAAAAAGAUUUCCUCUUCUGCAAAUAGCCAAACAUCCCAGAGGGCUCUACAAUUUACAGAAUUUGUUAAGAAUGACAAACUCGUAGGAGUUGGUUUGCCUCUUGCCGAUGAAGAAUUAGACAGCCAAAACAACUCAGAACCCAUAAAUUUGGCAUUGCCGGAAAAUGACUUUAGUGACUGUGAAAUCUCCUAUUCUCCACUUCAGAGUGAUGAAGAAACUCACAACGUAGAUGAAAAGCUGGAUGAUUCACAACAGGAACUAUUUUUUACUGAAAGCUCAAAAGAUGGCAGCCUAGAAGAAGAUGACCACAGCUCUACUUUGUUUGAAAAACUACAAGAUCCCUUAUUGCAGGACCAGGAGGAGAGCUGCCCCAAAGUGAACGGCUUCUUAACUCAAAAUAAGUAUGAUGAAGAACUGUAUGAAUACAGUACUCUAAAUGAUUCGUCUAAACUUACUUCCCAAAAUAAUGAGAAUAUUACUUCGUAUUACAAUCCAGCAUAUACUGGUGGUGAUUUUAUGUUGUUUCCACCUGCAUUAGCAGGGAAGCUUGCUGCUUCUAAUUAUAAAGUAAAACCUUAUGAGCAAGAAUUUCACUCAUCUCAAUCAAAUAAACAGAAACAGGUCAUUGAAGGAUCAGCUGUUUAUAAUCAAGUUUCUCUUCCGUUAGUUACAGGCGAAAUAUCGAAACAUUUUGAAAGCCAGGAAGGAGGGUAUCUUUCUUUCCAUCCAACCCAAAGUAAAAUUAGAGAAUUAACUAGUGAGAACCUCAGUGCCAAGAACAGUACUAACUCAGCAAGUUUCCACAGAAAGGCAUUAGUUGGUAUGCUAGAUGGUAAAGCUACAGUUUUAAAUACAAAAAAAUUUUCUGGUGCACCUACUGCUUCUGAGUCUUUGAAAAUACCACCUUCUGGUCCUAAGUGUAAUGCAAGAACACCUACCAAGGUAAUGAAGCAAACGGAUAUAGGUGUAUAUUUUGGACUACCACCUAAAAGAAAAGAACAGAAAUUGCUGGGGGAAAGUGCAUUAGAAGAGAUAAACUUAAAUCCAGUUCUAAGUCCUAAUAAAAAGAGGUCCUUGCAGUGCAAGAGGAAAGCAGAAAAGUCUUUAAGUGAUUUAGAAUUUGAUGCAAAGAAUUUAAAUGAGAGUCAGAUUUCAGUGGAACUUUCCAGUGAGAGGUUGCAGCGUCGAAGAAAAAGACUUAAAAAAUCAAAUUCACUGCAGGAAGGGGCAGGAAGAGGUCAGAAGGAAGAGAGCAGGAAGAGAGCAGGAAGGAAGAGGUCAGAUCACCUUAUUAACAAUACAGAAUCUGGAACAGUCAAUUUAAGUAAAGACAAAGCCUUUGUAAAAUCAGCUCAUGGCGAGCUGCAAAGAGGGAACAAGAAAAUCUCAGAGUCAUCUAAUGCAGGAGAAUUAAGAAAAAGGACAUGUCCAUUCUAUAAGAAAAUACCUGUACAUCCUGUUUUGCAGAUAACUGGCAAUUUGUUGAAGAACAAGCUUCAUGUGCAAGAACAAUAUAUCCAUCCAUUGCCGAUGGACACUGAAUGUGUUGUGAAUGGUGUCAAAGUUGUUUUGCUUGAUGCCAAUCAUUGUCCAGGUGCUGUCAUGAUCCUUUUUUAUCUUCCUAAUGGUACUGUCAUAUUACAUACUGGAGACUUCAGAGCAAAUCCCAGCAUGGAACGUUCUCUUCUUGCAGGCCAGAAAGUCCAUAUGCUGUACUUAGAUACAACAUACUGUAGCCCAGAAUACACCUUUCCGUCUCAGCAAGAGGUUAUCCAGUUUGCCAUCAACACUGCCUUUGAGGCUGUAACUCUAAACCCACGUGCUCUUGUUGUGUGUGGCACUUAUUCUAUUGGAAAAGAGAAAGUCUUCCUAGCCAUUGCUGAUGUUUUAGGAUCAAAAGUGGGCAUGUCCCGGGAAAAAUAUAAAACAUUACAGUGUCUCAAUGUACCAGAAAUUAAUUCACUCAUCACUACAGACAUGUGCAGUUCAUUGGUUCAUCUUCUCCCAAUGAUGCAAAUUAAUUUUAAGGGUUUGCAGAGUCAUUUGAAGAAGUGUGGUGGGAAAUAUGAUCAGAUUUUGGCUUUUCGACCUACAGGAUGGACACACUCUAACAAGUUAACUAGUAUAGCAGAUGUUAUUCCCCAGACCAAAGGAAACAUUUCAAUAUAUGGUAUAAUUAUUAAAUUUUCUCACUUUUAA
Propithecus coquereli (Coquerel's sifaka) is the source of this 2985-nucleotide messenger RNA. RefSeq names its product DNA cross-link repair 1A (gene DCLRE1A). The transcript is spliced from 7 exons. The record is from RefSeq and is a predicted model, not a curated record. Bases 34 to 2985 code for a protein of 983 amino acids. Gene Ontology annotation, biological process: double-strand break repair via nonhomologous end joining; interstrand cross-link repair; protection from non-homologous end joining at telomere. Lineage: Eukaryota; Metazoa; Chordata; Mammalia; Primates; Indriidae. Gene Ontology annotation, molecular function: 5'-3' DNA exonuclease activity; damaged DNA binding.